Molecule: messenger RNA, 2018 nt
Organism: Athalia rosae (coleseed sawfly)
Lineage: Eukaryota; Metazoa; Arthropoda; Insecta; Hymenoptera; Athaliidae
Product: isovaleryl-CoA dehydrogenase, mitochondrial
Exons: 8
Coding region: 266-1534 (422 amino acids)
Biological process (GO): L-leucine catabolic process
Cellular component (GO): mitochondrion
Molecular function (GO): flavin adenine dinucleotide binding; 3-methylbutanoyl-CoA dehydrogenase activity
Source: RefSeq, a predicted model, not a curated record
AUAUUCAGUUGAGAUAAUAUAUGCCGCAAGCGAAGCUUACAUUUGUUUUUCUUUAGCAGCACCGAUAGCCUCACACUUCUAGUGGAUGGCAUAAUAAUUGAAUUCAGUCUUAUCUUUAUUCAUUUACUGCGUUGACUGAGGAUUUCCAGUUCACUCGUUCGCCGCACAGAAUUCGACAGAUUCCGAAGCAUCGGAAUCUAAAAAAUUGAGAACAACUUCGCAAAAAGAAUCGAUCAUUUUCAUCAUAUCCUAACACCGGUCCAAAAUGAGCAUAAACGUCGUUCGCAAGCAUAUUUUUAGGGUAACCGAACGUGUAAAUAGAAUAAACCGGUGCAACGUGAGACUUUUGUCACAAUAUUAUCCAAUCGACGAGAAUAUUUUUGGACUCAGCGAUAAUCAAAAGGAGCUCCGUUCCCUAGUUUUCAAUUUUGCGCAGAAGGAACUCGCGCCAAAAGCAGCCGAAAUAGACAAGAAAAAUUCGUUCGACGGACUCAGGGAAUUUUGGAAGGAAUUGGGAAAACUCGGUCUCCUCGGAAUAACGGCUAAAGAAUGUUACGGAGGUUCGGGCGGCGGUUAUCUUGACCACAUUAUUGUUAUGGAAGAAAUCAGCCGAGCUUGUUCGGCCAUAGGAUUGAGUUACGGAGCCCACUCGAAUUUGUGUCUCAACCAAAUCCACAGGAAUGGAACCGAGGAGCAAAAACAAAAAUAUUUACCGAAGCUCUGCAGCGGCGAGCACAUGGGGGCAUUGGCGAUGUCGGAACCCGGAGCGGGUUCCGAUGUGGUAUCCAUGAAGCUUCGUGCAGACAAAGAUGGCGACCAUUACGUUUUGAAUGGAAAUAAAUUUUGGAUAACGAAUGGCUCGGACGCGGACACCCUUGUAGUUUACGCUAAAACGAAUCUCAAAGCGGAAAAACCACAACACGGAAUCACCGCUUUUAUUGUAGAAAAAAAUACGAAAGGUUUCAGCACCGCGCAAAAACUUGACAAACUCGGAAUGAGGGGGUCGAAUACCUGCGAACUCGUUUUUGAGGACUGUCGUAUACCAGCCGACAACAUUCUGGGACAACUGAACAAAGGAGUUUACGUUCUAUUGAGUGGUUUAGAUUUGGAACGUCUGGUUCUCGCAAGUGGACCUAUCGGGAUCAUGCAAGCUUGUUGCGACGUUGCUUUCGAAUACGCCCACGCCAGGAAACAAUUUGGCCGAAGAAUCGCGGAAUUUCAAUUAAUCCAGGGAAAAAUUGCCGACAUGUACACAACAUUGAGCUCCUCUAGAAGCUACCUGUACUCCGUGGCGAGAGCUUGCGAUGCGGGUCAUGAAAACCGGAAGGACUGCGCCGGGGUUAUUUUACACUGUGCCGAAAAAGCCACCCAAAUUGCCCUCGACGCUAUCCAAAUUCUCGGUGGUAACGGCUUCAUAAACGACUAUCCCACGGGCAGAUUACUGAGGGAUGCUAAAUUGUACGAAAUCGGAGCCGGGACGAGCGAAAUAAGGAGAAUGGUGAUCGGGAGAGCAAUCACCGAGGAGUACUCCUAAUCCGAAAGGUCUAAUAUUUUCGCUUCUUACUCCCAAACAUCGAAUUUCUACGUCGCUGCGAACGUUUUCUUCGAAAUUCCGUGCGUUGAAAAACUGUCUUCAAUUUUUCCCGAGAAGAAAGGAACAUUUUUGAAAAUUUUAGAAUUUUACUCCCAACGCCAACCUGGUCAAGGUUAGGUGUGCCUAUCUCACUGCCCCAGCAGAAGUAAGAAGUAGACGAUAUGAAAUAUGGAUUAUGGAGGUCUAAUUUAAAAUCGUGCGGUGUAUAACCGAAGACGCAUAUAAUAUGUGUAUAAAAGUAGCUCGAACAACGGGCGACGAUUUGCCAAUCGAUCAGAUGUGAAAUUUAUACUAUAUUAUGUAACGCUACCGAUGUUGACAAUGUGUAAAGGUAGCUCGAAUCGAACAGAUUUGGCAGAUGAAGGAGCAUUGUAGUAACGGCGUACGUGUGAUCUAACACAAAUAAAGCUCGAAGAGGUGUUCA